UCUGGCCUGACAGGCCGGUGCAGGCCACACUCGCUGGACCCGCAGCAGUUCAGGCGUCGGAGAGGACCGGGCAAGCGUUGGCGGCGGACAUGACGCCUGGGGACCAGGAGGAGACCCAGCCGCUCCUGCGGCUGCCGGGCGGCAGCAGCGCUCCCCGCGGCCGCCGCGUCUUCCUCGCCGCCUUCGCCGCUGCUCUGGGCCCACUCAGCUUCGGCUUCGCGCUCGGCUACAGCUCCCCGGCCAUCCCGAGCCUGCGGCGCGCCGCGUCCCCGGCCCUGCGCCUCGACGAUGCCGCCGCCUCCUGGUUCGGGGCCAUCGUGACCCUGGGCGCCGCGGCGGGGGGCGUGCUGGGCGGCUGGCUCGUGGACCGCGCUGGGCGCAAGCUGAGCCUCCUGCUUUGCGCCGUGCCCUUCGUGGCCGGCUUCACCGUCAUCACAGCGGCUCAGAACGUGUGGAUGCUGCUCGGAGGCCGCCUCCUCACCGGCCUGGCCUGCGGCAUCGCCUCGCUAGUGGCCCCGGUAUAUAUCUCCGAAAUUGCCUACCCCGAAGUACGGGGGCUGCUCGGCUCCUGUGUGCAGCUCAUGGUCGUCAUAGGCAUCCUCCUAGCCUAUCUGGCAGGCUGGGUCCUCAAGUGGCGCUGGCUGGCUGUGCUGGGCUGUGUGCCCCCCUCCUUCAUGCUGCUGCUCAUGUGCUGCAUGCCUGAGACCCCUCGCUACUUGCUGACUCAGCACAAGCGCCAGGAAGCCGUGGCUGCCAUGCAGUUCCUGUGGGGCUCCGAGCAGGGCUGGGAAGAGCCCCCUGUCGGGGCUGAGAACGAGGGCUUCCACUUGGCCCAGCUGCGGCGUCCUGGCGUCUACAAGCCCUUCAUCAUCGGCAUUUCACUGAUGGCCUUCCAGCAGCUGUCGGGCAUCAACGCUGUCAUGUUCUAUGCAGAGACCAUCUUUGAGGAGGCCAAGUUCAAGGACAGCAGCCUGGCCUCGGUCAUCGUGGGGAUCAUCCAGGUGCUGUUCACGGCCGUAGCGGCCCUCGUCAUGGACAGAGCCGGGCGCAGGCUGCUCCUGGCCUUGUCAGGUGUGGUCAUGGUGUUCAGCACCAGCGCCUUUGGCGCCUACUUCAAGCUGACCCAGGGCGGCCCUAGCAACUCCUCGCACGUGGACCUCUUGGCGCCCGUCUCCAUGGAGCCCACCAGUGGCAGUGUGGGGCUGGCCUGGCUGGCGGUGGGCAGCAUGUGCCUCUUCAUCGCCGGCUUUGCUAUGGGCUGGGGACCCAUCCCCUGGCUCCUCAUGUCUGAGAUCUUCCCUCUGCACGUCAAGGGCGUGGCCACAGGCGUCUGCGUCCUCACCAACUGGUUCAUGGCCUUUCUCGUGACAAAAGAGUUCAGCAGCCUCAUGGAGGUGCUCAGGCCCUACGGUGCCUUCUGGCUGGCCGCUGCCUUCUGCAUCUUCAGUGUCCUUUUCACUCUGGCCUGUGUCCCUGAAACCAAAGGAAAGACCUUGGAGCAAAUCACAGCCCAUUUUGAGGGGCGAUGGCAGCCCCUUCCCGUGAGUGGCUGCCCCUCCUAGCUGGACCAGCUUUGGGCCUCGGAGGGGAUGGUGCCGGCCUGUGACUCCAAACUGAGCCUCAGCUGGAGCCUGGACGCCCCGCCUGUCCCCAGGGAGUCAGGAGCCAGGACUGUAGCCCCUUGGAGCUUUGUCCUCUGGGGCCCCACCUUCCUGCCCAGCUCUCUACAGCCCAGUGAAGCACGGGGACAAGGUUCCCAGCCCCUGGGUCCAGUUUCCACUGCUGCCCUGUGACUCGUGUGGAGGGAACAUCUCGGAGACGCUUUGUUGUGCUGUGGUCAGUCCUCCACAUGCCAUCUCCAUCGCGACACAAAAGUGACCGCGGAGAAGGGGGACUCUUGGUUCCUCGUUUUCUGGAGAAGAUGCUUUUGGAGGCUGGGUUACUCCUCUCACGUGGCUGCAUUAUCAGGAAGGAACUUUGCCAAAUAAAUAUUGGACUCGGAAAAUCAGGUCAUGACCUCUUUGUGUGGGCUGCAGUCCAGAAGGGCAUUUUCCUGUUCCUUCCAUAAAGCUAGGCUCCCACAGACUGUCUUGCCAAGAACAUCUGUGGAUCUGCUUUCUCACGGUCAGCUGGGCUUGCCUUUGGCACUUGGAGGUCAUUUCUGACUCUUUCCUUGGGUUCAGUCCCCUGAAUCAUUAGUCAUCAAAUCUUGAGUUCCUCCUGCAAAAAAGAAGCCUCUCUUCAUAUUAACUUUAAUGGAGCCAGAAGUCUUUUACAAAUUACUUUUAUUGUCUACUGUAUAAGUAAUACGUGUUUAUUGCAGGAAAACUGGAAAACACAGAUUUAUGUAAUAUAAUUAUUUUUUAUGGCAGUUAACCAUCUGCUAGGCACUAUCCUAAGUACUUUACAAAUAUUAACUCCUUUAUUUAGAUAAAUAAUAAAAUAUUCACACCUGCACCUUA
Globicephala melas (long-finned pilot whale) is the source of this 2462-nucleotide messenger RNA. It is a transcript of the gene SLC2A8, whose product is annotated as solute carrier family 2 member 8. Gene Ontology annotation, biological process: D-glucose transmembrane transport. Lineage: Eukaryota; Metazoa; Chordata; Mammalia; Artiodactyla; Delphinidae. The record is from RefSeq and is a predicted model, not a curated record. Gene Ontology annotation, cellular component: membrane.